Molecule: messenger RNA, 1311 nt
Organism: Alternaria arbusti
Lineage: Eukaryota; Fungi; Ascomycota; Dothideomycetes; Pleosporales; Pleosporaceae
Exons: 3
Coding region: 1-1311 (436 amino acids)
Source: RefSeq, a predicted model, not a curated record
AUGUCUUUUGGCUUCUCUGUCGGCGACUUCAUCAGUGCAGCCGCCUUGACACAGCGUCUAAUCCAAGCCAUCAAUGGUAGCCAUGACGCAGGCGAAGAUUAUCGAGCAGCACUCCGUGAGCUAAGAUGUAUGCAAGAAGCAUUUAUUCGCGUCAGCUGUCUAGGAGAAAGUCGAAAUGUCGCUCAAGCUACGUUUAAAUCGGCUUCAUGGAUAGCCAUGGAGGCUAUGAAGAUUAUUGAGUCAUAUCUGGACAAGACCAAGAAAUACGACAGACGAUUGGGGGGACUAGCAAAUCCGGCAAGUGAAGUGCAAUCACUUCCGGAGAAGCAUCGCACGUCGACCACCCGGAACGACUCGUUGCAGCCAGAAAGUACACACGUUUUGGCUACAUCGGAUAUCAUGGAGCCAGCUCCAGCUACAAUGCCCCAGCCUAUUAUCUCCGGCGUUGGCAACGCGGCAAAGACAUUGGAAGUCGAUGUCCAGUCGCCUAUCACAUUAACGGAAGCUCCAUCAGCACUGGACGCUGCAAGCAUAUCCUAUACACCUAUCUCUCUGACGAUAUUCUCGCCUACGGAGAUAAUAACACUACUCAACGACUCUUCCCGACGCUCGAUCAGGAUUAGAGAGGUCGCAGUACUAUUGCGGACUUUGGUGCGAAUGGGAGAGUGUCAACUAGACCUAGUCGAUUCCACUGGAUUCUCCUCGCUAGUGGAUCAAAUCUGUGGGACAGAGAUACCCCUUUACGACCGACCUGCGAUAGUCUUGUCAAAAGCACCGAUCAAAUUCAAGGAUGCAGUCGGCCGAAAGUUCAGCUUCCCGUGGGACUUAUUCAAGGGAAUGGAAGAGUUGAUUAAGCAAGCUUUCCUCCAUGUCGAUGUGAUUGGACCACACGUACACGAAGGACACUACGAUCUCGUCGGCAUGGAUGGUGAGGUCAUACUUCCACAAGUGUGGGAAACUACGAUACAGCCUGACUGGGCUCUCACCAUGCAUAUGUGGCCCAUGCCCGAACCAGCCAAAGGAGAGCUCCAGUCUACACCUCCUCUGCCCCCAGACUUAAAGAUGUUCCAGUCUUCACAACUGCCGAUGCGUUCGCAACGAUCACGAAAUUGGCAGCCAUCGGUUGACGCAGGUUCAAAAAACCAGACGAUUCUGGAAGCCUUGCAAACGCUGAAACACCCUUCACGCACUGGAACAUCAGCUAUGAACACUAGUCACCGACUGUCUCCAGAUAUCGACCACGGGUCUACUCAGUCAGGGUCGCAAACAAGCGGCACGUCCAUAUCAGACGAGGACGUUGUGGAAGAAUGA